Messenger RNA from Syngnathus acus (greater pipefish), 810 nucleotides. RefSeq lists its product as uncharacterized. Gene Ontology annotation, molecular function: zinc ion binding. The transcript has 4 exons. Lineage: Eukaryota; Metazoa; Chordata; Actinopteri; Syngnathiformes; Syngnathidae. The coding region runs from base 118 to 810 and encodes 230 amino acids. The record is from RefSeq and is a predicted model, not a curated record.
GCUUAUGCAACAAUUUCUACAAAAAUACUUUUUAGAAUUCAUGCUUGAUAAUUCCUUUUGGUCUCUUGCUCAAAAUGAACCAGGUUUAAAUUUUCAAGCUAAUUUAAUGAAUGAUUCAUGAGAAAAUUUACCAAAUGCCAGGUAAAACACUCUCAACGGAUGAAUGAUCCUCCCCUCAGACCUUGGGUAGCAAUAGCGAAAGAUGGUCAGAUCCUGUGCUGCCACUGUACCUGCAUGGCUGGAUUGGGUGAAACAUGUUCACAUUCAGCAGCAUCCCUGUUCGCCCUGGAGACAUUAAUACGUAUGAAGACGGCCACUUCAUGCACAUCACUACCUUGUCAGUGGCUGAAACCAUCAGCAUCGCACAUAGAAUAUGCUGAAGGAUGCAAUAUCGAUUUUGCCCGUCCAGCCCAGAAACGAAAGUCAGAAGUUUCAACUCCUGAGGAAAGUGCUGCGAGAAAACUGCUGAAUGUUCCUCCACCAACUGAAGAGCAGAAAGCUGCCUUUUACAAGGCUUUGUCUGAAUGCGGUGGAAGACCAGCAAUUUUGAGCAUUGUCCCUGACUAUGCUGACAACUUUGUGCCAAGGGCAGUGAAGCGAAAGCUUCCUGUACCUCUCUCACAGCUGUACGAUUCUGGCAAUAUGAAACUCAGCCCAGAUGAACUUGCACUAAAAUGCCGGUCAGAGCUGGAAAAGUUACAUUCCAUUACCAGAGAGCAGAUAUCUGCGGUUGAAGAAGAGUCCAGGGGCCAAGCAACAUCACAUCUUCACCAGCGGAUCUUCAAUGAACAUUUGAGUUUUCGUUUGUGA